Molecule: messenger RNA, 1050 nt
Organism: Alternaria triticimaculans
Lineage: Eukaryota; Fungi; Ascomycota; Dothideomycetes; Pleosporales; Pleosporaceae
Exons: 4
Coding region: 1-1050 (349 amino acids)
Source: RefSeq, a predicted model, not a curated record
AUGUUCGUUCCGGCCUACAAAAUCGCCAUGACAGCCAAGGUCGUCUUCACAGCGGCCGCGAGCUUCACGAGACUCUCUCUGCAUUGCUUCUACUACCGAUUGGUUACAGACUCGGGGAAGACAUGGUUCAAGUGGGCGGUUCAUGUCAAUGUAGCCUACACACUCGGCAUCUUGAUAUCGUUUCCCUUCAUCGCCAUCUUCUUCUGCACACCCAUUAAGAACUAUUGGACCAUUGGCGCACCGGCAGACACUUGCAUGGACGAGGGAACUGCGACUCUCAUUUGCGGAAUUAUCAACUGUGUCGCGGAUUUUCUUACUACCCUAACACCAAUACCUUUGGUCAUGGGCCUUCACAUGCGUCUGCGUGAGCGCAUGGCUGUCGCCGCGCUAUUCGGUAUGGGGCUGAUUGUCUCUGCUGCUGGUAUUGUGCGUACCUGGUUCAUCUAUCGGAGUCUCUUCAACAACGAGUACGAUCAAACCUGGUACGCAUAUCCACUGUGGAUUGCGGCCGCUGUAGAGAUAGACUUGGGUGUAAUAUGCGCCUCGGCCCCAGUACUAAAACCCCUCCUCGCGAAGAUCCCCUUCAGUCUAUCGCAAUCCUUCUCAGGUGGCAUAUCCUUCAAGAAGAGCGCGAACUCAUCAAAGACGCUAACCGCCAACGCAUCAGCGUCGCAUUCCUCCACGAACCGGAAAUCCACAGCACCGCGCAAUGCGCCAGAACUCGCAAACGACAAGGGCAACAGCUAUGAGAUGAAGCAUUGGGCGGAUACAGAACAGGAUCUGGAACGAGGAAGCCAGGAAGCUAUUCUGGAAGAGGAGGAAGCUCCCAAAACGGGCAUGUCGCGCCUGUGGGGCAAGGUCCGCCCGAAAAGCAACAACGGAAAUAUGACUACGGACACCGACAUGACGAUCACUUUGACCAGCGAAGUGGAACUGCAAGUCGAGCGGAUGAAGCAACGUCCGGCGCGGUACGAGACACACGGUGACCUUCACGAGAACCACAUGCCAUUACCACCGUUGGCACCGCGAUCUAGUGGACACGACCGGUGA